CGGGGGACAGUCCCCUCCCUCCGGCCAGCAGCCCGGCUCUUUCUUGCCCUGCUGCUGCUGCCGGCGAUGGAGGCGUCGUGGUCGGGCUCCUCCGGGGCCGGUUGCGUGGCGCUGGUGUCGGGGGCCUCCCGGGGCCUUGGCCGGAGCCUGGCGCUGGCGCUGUCGGGGCUGCUGGGGCCGGGCUCCUGGCUGCUGCUGACCGGCCGCUCGGCGCCGGCGCUGGAGGCCCUCCGGGAGCAGAUCCAGGCCGCCCGGCCCCAGCUCCGCCUCCGCUGCCUCCCGGCCGACCUGGCCUCCUCCCCGGCAGCCGCCCAAGAAGCCCUGCUCCGCGCCGCCCAGGAAGCAGGGCAGCCCCUCGGCCGCCUGCUGCUCUUCAACAACGCCGGCUCCCUUGGAGACGUGUCCAAAUCCUUCUUGGACUUCACUGACCCGGAGGAGGUCAACGAAUACCUGGCCUUCAACGUCACCUCUGCCCUGUGCCUGACCGCCUCCUUCCUCAAGGCCUUCCCUGCCCAGCCAGGACUCCGCCGGACGGUGGUCAACAUCUCCUCCCUCUGUGCCUUGCAGCCUUUCAAGAGCUGGACGCUCUACUGCACGGCCAAAGCCGCCCGGGACAUGAUGUUCAAGGUUCUGGCCGCGGAAGAGCCGGACGUCAGGGUGCUCAAUUAUGCGCCAGGACCCCUGGACACCGACAUGCAGAAAGAGGCGCGCGCCAAAUCGGGGGACCUGGAAUUAAGGCAGAAGUUUGUGGACAUGAAGGAACGCGGGGAACUUCUCGACUGCGACGUCUCCGCCCAGAAGCUCCUGGACCUUCUUGUCGCAGACACUUUUGAAUCUGGGGCUCACAUUGACUUUUAUGACCUCUGAGAAGCGCUUUUCCUCUCCCAGAGCCACCUGGGGAUUGGGUCCUGUCAAAGUAACUUUUCCAGUCCUUCUCUGUGUCACCCCUGAAGUGGAAGAAUUAGUUGUGUUCUCAUUGCGUCUCUGUGCAAUCUUUUUGUAGCCUUUUGUGCAAAGCCUCUUGCAGCUGAGGGCGUUGAUGGAAGUGUUUCCAAAAUUCUGGGCCUCUUUUUAAAACAUGGUAUGAAUACAGAUCCAAGCACAGAAAAAUAAACUUGCGUGAAGUUGUACAGUG
Molecule: messenger RNA, 1135 nt
Organism: Sceloporus undulatus (fence lizard)
Lineage: Eukaryota; Metazoa; Chordata; Lepidosauria; Squamata; Phrynosomatidae
Gene: SPR
Product: sepiapterin reductase
Exons: 3
Coding region: 67-867 (266 amino acids)
Biological process (GO): tetrahydrobiopterin biosynthetic process
Molecular function (GO): sepiapterin reductase (NADP+) activity
Source: RefSeq, a predicted model, not a curated record